Didymosphaeria variabile is the source of this 1473-nucleotide messenger RNA. RefSeq lists its product as uncharacterized. Lineage: Eukaryota; Fungi; Ascomycota; Dothideomycetes; Pleosporales; Didymosphaeriaceae. Gene Ontology annotation, cellular component: vacuolar membrane. Bases 1 to 1473 code for a protein of 490 amino acids. Gene Ontology annotation, biological process: amino acid transmembrane transport. Gene Ontology annotation, molecular function: amino acid transmembrane transporter activity. The transcript has 3 exons. The record is from RefSeq and is a predicted model, not a curated record.
AUGUCUUACGAACCGAAAUGGGACGCCGACGUCGAGCAGGCGCAACAUCAAAACAAGAAAGAUGAGAUCGAUACCCUCGAACCUACCGAGACGCACCGUCAAGGAAGUGUUUUCAGCAUUGGCAAUGGAACCAAGCGACGCAUGAGCGUCAGUGACGAUGUCUUCGGCGAGAUCACAGAAGGUGGACCAAACUAUCGCAAUGUUGGUUGGAUGGGAUCAGUUGUUAUCAUGAUCAAAACCCAAAUCGGUCUCGGAGUCCUUUCAAUACCCUCUGCUUUUGAUGCUCUAGGUCUCAUACCCGGAGUCAUUUGCUUGUUGACAGCAGGGGGGUUGAUCACCUGGGGCAACUACGUCGUUGGCAGAUUCAAAGAGCGACACCCGGACGUCUACAGCAUCGUCGACGUAGGCGAGAAGCUUUUCGGAAAAAUUGGCAGGGAGGUUUUCAUGGUUCUAUUCGUGCUAUGGUGGAUCUGCGUUGCCGCUGCCGGGUACUCUGGAAUUUCUACUGCUUUCAACGCAUUGUCGUUGCACGGUGCUUGCACCGCAGUCUUCGUUGUCGUAGCGGCGAUCCUCGGUUUCCUCACUUCCAGCAUCCGGACAUUGGGCAAGAUUUCCUGGCUUGCCUGGAUUGGAGUCGUCUCUAUUAUUGUUGCUUUGUUAACGUUGACCAUCGCGGUUGGUUUGCAGGAACGACCCGCAACUGCGCCUCAGACUGGUGUAUACCAAUCUGAUUACAAACUCGUCGGCGAUCCAACUUUCGUCGAAGCGAUGAACGCCAUCAAUGCAUUUAUCUUUGCUUACGCCGGAACUCCCGGCUUUUUUGCCAUCAUCUCUGAAAUGCGGGAACCGAAAGACUACAACAAGGCCAUGUUCACAUGCCAAGGUGUAAUGACUGCAGUGUACCUGCUCGUGGGAAUCGUAGUCUACUACUACUGUGGCUCGUUCGUCGCCUCUCCCGCCCUCGGAUCCGCUGGACCUCUUCUCAAACGCGUCUGCUAUGGUCUUGCGCUCCCUGGUCUUAUCGUUUCGACUUGUCUCGUCAGCCAUUUUCCAGCCAAGUACAUCUUCCUGCGCGUGCUCAAGGGUUCCAAACACCUUGUCUCCAACUCCAAGGUUCAUUGGAUGACGUGGCUAUCUUGCACUCUCGGUGUUACGAUUGUAGCCUACAUCAUUUGCUCUGCGGUGCCCAACUUUGGUAGCCUGAUCUCUCUGGUCGGCGCCUUACUCGCCACCUUCAUGUCGCUGCAACCCCUCGGAAUGAUGUGGCUGUACGAUAACUUCAAGGGCCGCACGAGGGAUGCAAGGUGGAUGGCCGGCGUCUUUGUCAGCUGCUUUGUCAUCGUCAUUGGUACCUAUAUCAUGGUCGCAGGUUCCUACACUGCGAUUGUCGGGAUCAUCAACGACUACAAGAACGGCAGCUCCGGAGCUUGGUCGUGCGCCGAUAACUCCAACUCUGCCGGUGGAGGCCACUAA